Ipomoea nil (Japanese morning glory) is the source of this 672-nucleotide messenger RNA. RefSeq names its product RNA-directed DNA polymerase homolog. Lineage: Eukaryota; Viridiplantae; Streptophyta; Magnoliopsida; Solanales; Convolvulaceae. The record is from RefSeq and is a predicted model, not a curated record. The transcript has a single exon. The coding region runs from base 1 to 672 and encodes 223 amino acids.
AUGCCGGGAGUCGACCGCUCCAUCAUCUCUCACCGACUCGUAGUAGACCCCAGCCACCGACCCGUGAUCCAGAAAAAGCGAUACCUGGCUAACGAUCGAAGAGAAUUCGUGAAGAAGGAAGUCAGCACGCUCUUAGCUGCUGGCCACAUCCGAGAAGUAAAGUAUCCAGAUUGGUUUCCCAACCUGGUGCUGGUGCCAAAACCACCGGCCUGGAGGAUGUGUGUAGAUUACACCGACCUCAACAAGGCAUGUCCGAAGGAUCCCUUUCCUCUACCCCGAAUCGAUCAGCUUGUCGACAAGACCGCGGGGUCGGCCCUGUUGAGUUUUAUGGAUGCCUUCCGAGGUUACCACCAGAUAUACAUGCACAAAGCUGACGAGGAGAAGACAGCCUUCAUCACCUCGGACGGGGUAUACUGCUACCAGGUGAUGCCAUUCGGGCUCAAGAACGCAGGGGCUACCUACACCCGAAUGGUCGCUCAGCUGUUCCAGGGUCUGCUGGGGAAGUCUAUGGCGGCAUACGUCGACGACAUGCUAGUCAAGAGUCCGGAAGUGUCAGAUCAUGCUCAAAACUUGGCCGAGUGCUUUCAAGUAAUGCUUAAGUACAAUCUACGGCUUAAUCCCAUAAAGUGCGCCUUUGCCGUCCAAGGAGGAAAAUUUUUGGGAUACAUGUAA